AUGUGCAUCAAUACCUGUCUUGCUUUCACAGGUCCCUUUGCCCACCUUGACCAAUGUCCUAGAUGCGGAGAGGACCGCUGGGACAUGAAAAAGAGCACCGGUCGCAAAAAGGUUGCACGUCAACGAUAUGACACGUUUCCAAUUGGCCCCCAGCUCCAAGCGCUCUGGCGCCAUCCUGACCAGGCACAGAAGAUGCGCUGGCGCGAAGACCAAACCAAGAAGAUUUUUGAGGAGUUGAAGAUGACAGGCGGUGUUCCAAGCGUAUACGAAGAUAUUCUCCACGGCAAGGAAUACCUCGAUGCUUGUCGGUCCGGAAAGAUCAAGGACGGCGAUUCUGUGUUGAUGCUGUCGAUUGAUGGUGCGCAACUCUUCGAGUCGAAACAGAGUGAUUGUUGGAUAUAUAUCUGGGUCAUAUUUGAUCAUGCUCCGGAGGAGAGGUACAAGAAGAAACGGAAGGCUUACUGA
Molecule: messenger RNA, 465 nt
Organism: Suillus subalutaceus
Lineage: Eukaryota; Fungi; Basidiomycota; Agaricomycetes; Boletales; Suillaceae
Exons: 2
Coding region: 1-465 (154 amino acids)
Source: RefSeq, a predicted model, not a curated record